AUGGGUUGUGGAAUGAGUACCGAGGAGAAGGAGGGCAAGGCCCGCAACGAGGAGAUUGAGAACCAGCUCAAGAGGGAUAAGAUGAUGCAGCGCAACGAGAUCAAGAUGCUUCUGCUUGGUGCUGGUGAAUCCGGAAAGUCGACUAUCCUGAAGCAGAUGAAGCUUAUCCACGAGGGUGGCUACUCUCGCGAUGAGCGCGAAUCCUUCAAGGAAAUCAUCUUCAGCAACACCGUCCAGUCCAUGCGUGUCAUUCUUGAGGCCAUGGAGUCCCUCGAGCUGCCCCUUGAGGACCAGCGCAUGGAGUACCACGUCCAGACCAUCUUCAUGCAACCCGCUCAGAUCGAGGGCGAUGUUCUCCCUCCGGAGGUCGGAAGCGCCAUCGAGGCUCUGUGGAAGGACCGUGGCGUACAAGAGUGUUUCAAGCGAUCCAGAGAAUACCAGCUCAACGACUCAGCAAGAUACUACUUCGAUAACAUCGCUCGCAUUGCUGCUCCCGAUUACAUGCCCAAUGACCAGGACGUCCUUCGCUCCCGUGUCAAGACCACUGGUAUCACUGAAACAACUUUCAUCAUCGGAGAUCUUACCUACCGCAUGUUCGAUGUGGGUGGCCAGCGUUCCGAACGUAAGAAGUGGAUUCACUGCUUCGAGAACGUCACCACCAUUCUCUUCCUUGUCGCCAUCUCCGAGUACGAUCAGCUGCUUUUCGAAGAUGAGACCGUCAACCGUAUGCAGGAGGCACUGACUCUGUUCGACUCCAUCUGCAACUCGAGAUGGUUCAUCAAGACCUCCAUCAUCUUGUUCCUCAACAAGAUUGAUCGAUUUAAGGAGAAGCUGCCUGUCAGCCCCAUGAAGAACUACUUCCCCGACUACGAGGGCGGUGAUGACUACGCUGCUGCCUGCGACUACAUUCUCAACCGAUUCGUCAGCCUGAAUCAACAUGAGACCAAGCAGAUUUACACUCAUUUCACCUGCGCCACAGAUACGACCCAGAUUCGAUUCGUCAUGGCCGCCGUCAACGAUAUCAUCAUCCAAGAAAACCUCCGUCUGUGCGGUUUGAUCUAA
This is a messenger RNA of Clonostachys byssicola, 1062 nucleotides long. NCBI's taxonomy places the organism in Eukaryota, Fungi, Ascomycota, Sordariomycetes, Hypocreales, Bionectriaceae. The record is from the annotation of a GenBank genome assembly.